Camelina sativa (false flax) is the source of this 1181-nucleotide messenger RNA. Lineage: Eukaryota; Viridiplantae; Streptophyta; Magnoliopsida; Brassicales; Brassicaceae. The record is from RefSeq and is a predicted model, not a curated record.
AGAUCAAUCCAUCACUUUUUUUUCCUUUUUCUGUUCGACUCAGUGAAAAACUUUUGAUAGUCAAAAUUUAGAAACUUUAAAGUGACACUCCCACUAAGUUUUUGACUCGUAUUUUCAUACUAUAUAUGCUACGUAGGCAAGUAAGCAACGACUCUCGUCUCCUCUUCUCUCUCUCUAUGUCUCUCACCUAACCUUGCAAAGAAAAAGAAAAAAAGAACCACCUUACUAUUUCUUUUCUUUUUUGAGAAAACCCUCUUGGUUAAGGUCUAAAGAUGGCAUCAAAAAAAGCAAGAAAACCAAAUCGAGCUGAUAAGAUACUCACAAGAAGCCAUUUCAAGAAACAACUUCCACAACACAACAGCACCAACACCAGUACAACUCUUGAUCAAACAUCUGCAUCUAGUGUUGUGUCUACAUGUUCUUCUUCAACGACUUCGUUUUCUCCUCCCUCUCCUUCCCCGACGGUGCUAGCUUCUUCACCAGGCGGCGGCGGUUGUUGUACUCCGAAAGCUCAGAAGUCUAGGAUACCGGAGAUGCUGACGUGUCCACCGGCGCCUAAGAAGCAAAGAGUCACACAGAAUAGCGUGUUACGACGGAGGCAGAUCGUUUUCUUUGCUCCUCCGGAGAUAGAGCUCUUCUUCGUCAACGCACACGAUCGAUGAACAACUUUUUAAGUUAUUAAUUAGCUUUUUUUUUUUGGUUAGGAUUUGAUAGAGAAAGUAGUAUAAGUAGCUGAUCAAAAGUUCAUCUCUUUGAUUUUGUUAAUACAAUAACGAAGAGUAUCUUAUAAUAUUUCGUGUGAUGUUUUUUGUUAUCUUCAUUUUGGUAAAUUCAUGAGAUGUUUUUUCCUAUUUUGGUUUGUUUGGCUUUCUUUUUUUCAUUAUUUUGGCGCUUGUCUUUUUGGGAUGAUUUGAAUUAAGUCGGUUUGAGUUUUUGUGGUAGGGUAUAUCGGAAAUCAACUAUGAUUUAAACUAUAAUUGAUACCAUUACCACCCCUUUAGUUAUUUAAUACUUUUCUUGCUUCACUUUUUUCUAAGUGCUAUGUGUUAGGUUCUUACUCAGUACUGACUUUAAUUUCUGGCCUAUUAUUAUUAGCUUUGUCAGUUAUUGUAAUUUUGAUGUGGAUUGAGUUUUUCUUUUGGUUUCACCUAAUGUGUUGUUCUUCCUCGCUAGUUCGUUCA